Molecule: messenger RNA, 1319 nt
Organism: Drosophila virilis
Lineage: Eukaryota; Metazoa; Arthropoda; Insecta; Diptera; Drosophilidae
Gene: Mulk
Product: acylglycerol kinase-like protein Mulk
Biological process (GO): ceramide biosynthetic process; sphingosine biosynthetic process; phosphorylation
Cellular component (GO): cytoplasm; membrane; mitochondrion
Molecular function (GO): ATP-dependent diacylglycerol kinase activity; ceramide kinase activity; acylglycerol kinase activity
Source: RefSeq, a predicted model, not a curated record
UUUUUUUUUAACAAGAAAUUUUAGCUGUGUUAAGACUUUGUAUAAUCCUAUUUAAUUAAGAAAGUAAUAAGAAUGAAUGUGGUAACGACAAUUAAAAAUAACUGGAAGAAAAGUGUCUUAUUAUCCUGCGUUGUCGGAUAUGGGAUCUCAACUUUGAAAACUAAUAUAGAAAUUAAGCGCUAUAUGAGCAAGUUCUCAACUGAUGUGGCCGUUUUUGGUCAAAAUUCCGAAUCCCCGAAAAAUGUUCUUGUUAUUAUAAAUCCGAUCGCUAAUAAUAAAAAGACCGAAAGUUUGUUUAAAAAGUAUUGCGAACCUAUACUACAUUUAGCUGGGUUCUCUGUUGAAAUACUUCGAACGAACCACAUUGGACAUGCUAAAGCAUUUGUCGAAGAAAUGAAUACAUUACCUGACGCUAUUGUUGUAGCAGGAGGAGAUGGUACAAAGUCCGAGGUUAUUACCGGUCUUUUGCGUCGACAGGGAGAUCUCUGUCCCGUUUCCCUACUUCCCCUAGGCCGCGAAAAGCAAUCUUUAUUCAAGAGCUUUAAAAUAACCAGUAAAAAUGAUGUUGAAUAUGUGACAAAAUUAUCAAACGCUCUAAUGCCUUUGCUAAAAAAUCAAUUUAGGUUCGCUGAUGUAAUCCAAUAUGAUGUUCUCUCCAAUGACGUUAGCGAUGGCAAUGCUAACUUAAAACCGAUUUUCGGAUUGAAUGGUUUAUCAUGGGGCAUCUUAAAAGAUAUUGACUCCUCGAAGGAUAAAUAUUGGUAUUUUGGUCCGCUAAAGCACUAUAUGGCUGCGUUUUUAAGAUCGUUUUCCGGAAGCUCUGAUUGGGAUUUAGAGACUGAUUAUGUAUACACACCUCCGUGUCGUGGCUGCAGUAACUGCUAUGUUCAAACAGAAAAUGCUAGCAGUACAGGUUUUUUCGUGAGUAAGCUUGUCAAAUCUCAAAACCUAAAUAAGGUUUCGACACAAAAACAAAUUAAAAACGAUAGCUGCGCUACCAAUCUUCAUGGUUUUAUAAAGUCCAACCAAAUUAAUAUAACCCUCAAUCAAAAUGAUGAAAACUUUGCAGAACUGGAGAGCAAAUUCAUAAGCUCCUUACAGCCAGGAUGGGACUUUAUUAAGAAUAUUCCGAACAUUACCAAAAAAACCAUUAAACCUAAUUUGAUACUUAAAAGUAGAACGAUCAAACUUUACCCAUCAGAUAGUACUUCUCCAAUAUUCUAUUCUAUCGAUGGGGAGGAAUAUGAACCCCGCCCCAUUCAAGUAUCUGUUGUUCCUAAAGCUAUUAAAGUAUUUUGUUAAUUCAAUGUUGAAGUUUA